AUGUUCAUCUAUGUGAAAUUCCUAAUAGAAGUGAACAGAUUGCGUUCUAUGAUAAAGGAUCGCAUGAGUCAAAGUGGAAAAAAGUACUUUGAGCCGCUUCUAAAAAUAGCCGAAGAAAAUCAGAAACAGGCAUCCCAGGCCACGGCUCCGAAGGAGAGCACGAAAAGUUUAAAAGUAGCAAAACUUGAAAAAGUCAUAGCUUCCUCCAAGUUGAACGCCAUGAGUGAAAGCGACGGAUGUAUUGACGACAACGACAAAGGACAACAACGAAUCAUAAUUAACAAAAAUACGAGAAGUUGUGGAUUAAGUUCACCCGAUAAAUCUAGAAGUUCUCCAGCUCAAAUGUCAGCGAUGGUUCGCCUCGAUGAAAGUGAUUCGAAUAAGGUUACACCUAAAAGCUCUUCAAAGAGAUUGAAAGCGGAGAACAUUGAUAAAGGGGAAGAGAUGGUUUCAAAGAAUUCCGUGCGUGAAAUGAUGCCAAAAACCACUGUGCAAAAUUCCAUACCAGUGCAAAAGGACCUGAAAACACCUGGAAAGACGAACCUUGGGACACAGAAAUUCCUUUCUCCUGAGUUGAUAACCACUGAUCCAUUGAGGAAGUCCGCUUCCUGCGAAACAAUAAACACACUCACUAACAUCACUUCACUUGUAAACAGACGCCUUCAUAGCACAGAUAAUUUGCUUGAAAAACCUGCUGUCAGCCUAACAUCUGCAGCAGCCGAAAACAAAUCUAUAUCAGCAGAGCAGCCGACACUAAGGACUGAGAAUAAGCCAAAAAGAUCCAAACAUGAAAAGAAGCCACUGUCAGCUGAUUCCACUGCUGCGAGGACAUCUCAUCAAACAACGGCGGGUGCCCUUCGAAAGAAAGAGAAGGGUGAUGAAAAUCUUGCCAUCAUUACGCAACCUCCACUUGUUUCUUCGACUCAGCCAACGACGUUGUCUGCAUCGCUUCCAAAAAAACAGGCCGAUUCGGAUGUUUCCAUACGACCGCAAGAAGCUCCUUCCGAAACGAAGCCGAUUUCACCCAGACCUGGAAGUUCUAUCCAUGAGAGACUGUUAAAACUUAAUGCUUGUGUUGCUCCAAUAUCGGUCAAUGUGGUCUCUGAUUCGAAACAGCAUCGGAAUGAUCCGAAAAAAGCACGAAAACCUGAGAAGAAUUUAGACAAGUUGGGUCUGAAAAAGAGUGACACUGAAACAUCCAGAACAGCUACAUCAUGUGAAGCAAGUACGAUUACGAGGAAUACGAUCUCAGAUAAGGUCCCAGUACCAAGCAAAAUAGGAAGUGUCAUCGAUGGAAAAAUAUUUAAGAUUGAUAAUGGUGCUCUUCGCCCUGCAAUACACGUUACUUCAGAUCUGAACCGCCAACAGAAAAUAAUUCAAGAGACUGAAGGUCAGCGUAAUGGAAAUACACUAGUACAUAUUGUAGUGUAUUUUGAAGAAGCACAGUCACAAACGAAGUUGGAAGAGCAGAAAAAAUCUAGAGUGUUGCCCAUGACGAUGGAAAGUAAAACGACUACAACCACGCUAACGUCAACAAGCACGAAAAAGCGAAAAACGAGCAUGGAGAAGAAGGUGCAACACGUUUCUCCAGGGAAAAGUGUCGAAGAGGUGGAAAGGUCGGCUACGGAGCAGGACAACAGCAAUACUUGCCAGAUUACCGUGAUCAAAGCGGAGCCGAAAGGAGUACCAAAAGCUAGAACGUUUACGAUGAAGAACGUCAUGAAGGAAGAGUCCGUGCGUUCAACUGAUGACAAGGAGCGAAUAGAAGAAAAAAACACGGAUUCGAAGAAGAAGAAGCGUACAACACGAAGUGCAGUAGUAAAAACAGCAGACAAAGUGACUAUAGGAGGAUAUUCUGAACUGGGUGGGAAACCAACUAAAUUAGGACCGACUGGAACAAAAAACGUUUUUAAAAAGAUGUCAGAGCACUCGGAAGUUGACAACGAUGCAGAAGGAAAACCCGCUACAAAUACGGAAACGGUAUUUGUUGAGAAGGGAAGCACGAAACCGUCGGAAUCCAUGUCACAUACAUUGGAGACCAUCAGUACAAUUCCGGUGACAGUUACCAAGUCCACUACAGUAGAACUGCAUCGCACUGACAAUGUUGCUACUGCAAAGAAAAAGCGAUCGACUAUUACAGGCACUUCAGAGGAACGCUCUCAACACAUUCCACGAGAUGAUUUCUCAUUCACCUCCCUCAGGGAGAAACUCGUUCGCCGUCUCAGCACCGAUUCGGAGAAAUUCUCUUCGACGGUUAAAAGCCAAUGCAUAUCAAUUCCUACUGUGAACUCUGUUCGAGACCGCAUGAAACGGUUCGAAUGCAGAAAUUAA
Molecule: messenger RNA, 2331 nt
Organism: Angiostrongylus costaricensis
Lineage: Eukaryota; Metazoa; Nematoda; Chromadorea; Rhabditida; Metastrongylidae
Source: the annotation of a GenBank genome assembly